Arabis nemorensis is the source of this 891-nucleotide messenger RNA. NCBI's taxonomy places the organism in Eukaryota, Viridiplantae, Streptophyta, Magnoliopsida, Brassicales, Brassicaceae. The record is from the annotation of a GenBank genome assembly.
AUGAAAAACGCUUCUUGGUUACCUGAAGAGGACUUAAAGGGUCUAUCGGAUAAUUUCUUUGAUGAUCUCAUCAAUCAUAUCGAUUUUCCCCUCGAGGACAUCGAAACCGCCAAUGAUGAGGGAGAUUGGGAUGCCGGGUUUCAAAACCUUGUACCCCCGCCAUUGGAUGUGCUCACGAAUAUGUUCACUUGCGCUCACACUUGCAAGGGACAACGUGUGAGAAUUCAGAAGCCUGUACCCAUGUUGAAGCAGUCGAGUUCUUCGGAAGUCUCUUCUACUGUUGAUAGCUCCCCUCCUGAUGUCAAAGUCUCCAAGGUAUUUCAGUCUUCAACCCCAGUCUCAGUUCUCGAGAACACCAACGGUUCUGCCUUGUCCCAAAACCUAAACAGAGCUCAGAGACUGGCCUUUCCUCUGAAAGGCAUCAGAAGCAAGCGCAAACGCCCCACAACCCUGAGAUUUAGAUUCCUCCAGUCAUUUUGUUCAGGAAUGACUCAGCAGUUUUCUUUGGAUGAAUCAGAAUGUGAAACUUACCUCGCUUGUGAGAAUCCCUCCAAGAAGAAACGCAAGAAGAACACGAAUUGUCAGGCCCAUUCGGUCUCGUACAGUCCAGAACCAUUUAAUUCGGAUGGGACGGUCCGUAAAUGCACUCAUUGCGAGACAACCAAGACCCCGCAGUGGAGGGAAGGGCCCUGUGGUCCUAAAACCCUCUGCAAUGCUUGUGGUGUCCGGUUCAGAUCAGGCCGUCUUCUUCCAGAAUACCGUCCAGCCUCGAGCCCGACCUUCAUCCCAACCGUGCAUUCAAACUCGCACAGGAAGAUCAUUGAAAUGAGAAGGAAAGGCGAUGACCAGUUUGAUACCGGAAUGAUCCAUGCCGUGUCAUCCCGAGCAUAG